AUUUCGAUAUUAUCAUUCGAAUAAUAAAUUUUUAUGAAAUUUUUAAAAUUUUUAUUGCAAUGAAAUAGUGAAAAAUGAAUUACCUUCAUCAAAUAACAGUUUACAUGCUGCUAGCUACCUGAGUGAUUUUUAAUGCGAUGUAGUUUUUCAUUUAACAAAGUUUUAUAUAAUAAUUAAAUGGAGAGAUUUGAUUUACAAUCAGAAGACACAUUACUCAUUCGCAAUAGUUAUCGAACUCAUAGAUCCAACAACUAUAAUGAUUGCAGCUCAGGAAUAUCUGUUCCUACUGUCCAUGUAUGUGGUCAACAGUUUGCUAACAAGCACAUUAAUGGUUUCAAUAUUCGUAUCAAGAGGUAUUUAUUAAUGUGCAUGGUGACACUGGCAAUAUUGCUAUUGCUAUAUAUACCAGUGUAUCACCAUAUUAUGCCGUCGAGGAUAGGUGAGAAUACCAAAUCUGCAUCAUUGGAUGUUGUAGCUUCAAUACCUGGCUGGAGUUACAAUACAUCUCGUGAGCUGAGCACAUAUGUUAAACCAAAUUUGACUGCUCUGCAUGAACCUAUUUCAGUCUGCACACAGCUUGUAGACAAUGGGCCUAUUUUUUUAAUGAUAGUUGUUUGUUCGGCAGUCAAAAACUUUGAGGAAAGAAAAGCCAUAAGAUCAACAUGGGGAAAUAUAAACCAGUUGGAUUAUCCAGCUUAUAUUAAAAAAAUAGCUGCUUUAAAGUUGCAUAAUAUAAAUGUAACUUCUGUGGCCAGUGAUAAUAAUAGUACCGAUAAUAUUUUUAUUCCAAAUGACUGGGGUACCUUAUAUAGGUAUUAUAGUAAUAUUUAUCAUGCAAGUAGUAAAAGAAAUAGAAAAGAUGAAAUGACCCCUAAGGGCGUCAAGGAUGCAGCUUUGAAAGAUAAAUGUGAUGAAUUAAAUUCUAAUUUAAGUGUUAAUGUUAAAGUUUUAUUUUUAUUGGGCAAACCACAUAUUGAUAAUGAUACUGAUUUUGAAUUGCAACAUCUAGUCGAUAUAGAAAGCGAACAAUAUCAAGAUAUCAUACAAGAAAACUUCAUUGAUAGCUAUAAUAAUCUCACGUUGAAAUCAGUCAUGAUGUUAAAAUGGGUGUCUUCUCAUUGUUCACAUGCAGUUCAAUACUUAAUGAAGGUUGAUGAUGAUAUGUUUGUUAAUGUUAAUAAGUUAAUUUAUGAACUGAAAUGCUUGAAUUUGAAGAAUACAAGUAACACCAAUCUUGCCAGCAAUUCUAGUUUUAAUAGUAACAAAAGUAAUCAUUUGCUGAUGGGUAGUCUAAUAAAAGGAGCCAAGCCGAUUGCAGAUAGUGCAAAUAAAUGGUAUUCUCCACAGUACAUGUAUAGUGGAAAGGUUUACCCACCGUAUCUAUCAGGAACAGGUUAUGUUAUGUCUAUUGAGACUGCAAACACUUUGUAUAAAACAGCUCUUGUUACACCGAUAUUUCAUUUAGAAGAUAUAUACAUUACAGGAAUCUGUGCUUAUAAAGCAAAAAUUAAACCCCUGCAUAGUCCACUAUUUUCGUACCAAAAAAGAGCAUUCGAGUAUUGUGAAUAUUUGAAUUAUAUCACUUCACAUCAGCUGACACCUUCCGAGUUAUUUAAAGUACAAGAACUUUUUGUAAAUCAUACUGAGUCAUCGCUUGAUAAGUGUUUUAAGAAAACAACAAAAACUUGAUUAUAAAUCUUGAAGGUAAUAGAUUUUAAAUCUUUCAAACAAGUAUUAAGUUAGAAUGAUUAGAUCUCUGCACUGGAUUUUUGUACGUUUUACAAGUAGUACAUGAUUAUAAUUAAAUUAUAAUAGAUACAAAAAUUUUAAAUAUCAAUCGUUGCAUUUGAUAUAAAUUUGUGAGAAACAUGUAUUGUUUAAAAAAGUCCUUAUUUAAAAUUAAUUCCAAGCAGUAUUUGGUCAUCCACAGUCAAUUGUUUGUAUCAGGUAUUAGAUUAUUUUUUAGGACAAGAUAUUUUUGCAAGCUGUGUAUGUAAAAGUUGCCUUAAGUUUCUAGUCCAAACUGAAGCGUCAUAUCUCCAUCAAUCACAAAAUAGAUCUCACAGCUAAUAAACGGUAAAUAAAUUUAGAUAUGACAUAUUUGA
Molecule: messenger RNA, 2105 nt
Organism: Ctenocephalides felis (cat flea)
Lineage: Eukaryota; Metazoa; Arthropoda; Insecta; Siphonaptera; Pulicidae
Product: N-acetyllactosaminide beta-1,3-N-acetylglucosaminyltransferase 2-like
Exons: 6
Coding region: 178-1689 (503 amino acids)
Cellular component (GO): membrane
Molecular function (GO): hexosyltransferase activity
Source: RefSeq, a predicted model, not a curated record